CUAAGGCCCGAAGAACGGAAAAACACUAUUGCAGUGAGAGAGAGAGAGAGAGAGAGAGAGAGCGCACGAAAUGAUCUCAAAUAUGUGGCUAUGUGGCAUCAUAGAAGGCUAAUGUGCCUUAUCUAUUACAGUUGUGGCCGUUGUUCCUUAACCAUAUUAUCCCUACUCUCCAUAAUAUCAUCAUCACCUCCAAAACAUAGCAUAAGUUAAUUUCUUGUUCAAGAAUUCUCCCAUCUAUCAAUGGCUUCCUCUACUCUCUCCCCUCCAACUACCUCACAGCUAUGCUCUGGCAAAAGUGGAAUGUUCUCUCCUACACAUGCUGUGUUUCUGAGACCAACAAGAACCCACAUGGUGACAAAGGACAGAGCAAUGAAACUUACAUGCCAGGCUACAAGUAUCCCUGCUGAUAGAGUUCCUGACAUGGGUAAAAGGCAGCUCAUGAAUCUUCUUCUUCUGGGUGCUAUUUCCCUUCCUACUGGUUUUAUGCUGGUUCCUUAUGCCUCCUUCUUCGCUCCUCCUGGGACUGGUGGUGCUGGAGGCGGUACCGUUGCCAAGGAUGCUGUUGGAAAUGAUGUCAUUGCAGAACUGUGGCUUAAGACUCAUGGCCCUGGAGACCGCACUCUUACUCAAGGAUUAAAGGGAGACCCAACUUACCUUGUGGUGGAGAAAGAUAGAACUCUCGCAACAUAUGGAAUUAAUGCAGUCUGCACACACCUUGGGUGUGUUGUUCCUUGGAAUGCUGCUGAGAAUAAGUUCAUCUGCCCCUGCCAUGGAUCCCAGUACAACGACCAAGGAAGAGUUGUUAGAGGACCUGCUCCACUGUCACUAGCGUUGGCCCAUGCUGACAUUGAUGAUGGGAAGGUGGUCUUUGUCCCAUGGGUAGAAACAGAUUUCAGAACUGGAGAUGCACCAUGGUGGGCUUAAGCUUUCUAUUGUCAACAUACUCCCAUUCAAAUUAAAGAUGUAAUGAAACAGUUUGUUUUGCAGCAGCGCAUAAACAUACUGCAUGAUAGAGGUGAACUUCAUAGAAUAGAGCUCAUAAGUUAUCAGGACAAUAAUAUUUUAAACAUCGAUAAUCUUGUGAUGCUCGACAUAUAUUUGAUCUAUUCUUUGUGUCUUAA
Ricinus communis (castor bean) is the source of this 1121-nucleotide messenger RNA. Its product is annotated as cytochrome b6-f complex iron-sulfur subunit, chloroplastic. Gene Ontology annotation, molecular function: 2 iron, 2 sulfur cluster binding. Lineage: Eukaryota; Viridiplantae; Streptophyta; Magnoliopsida; Malpighiales; Euphorbiaceae. Gene Ontology annotation, cellular component: plasma membrane. The transcript has 5 exons. Bases 241 to 924 code for a protein of 227 amino acids. The record is from RefSeq and is a predicted model, not a curated record.